This is a messenger RNA of Paramormyrops kingsleyae, 3396 nucleotides long. It is a transcript of the gene acsl6, whose product is annotated as acyl-CoA synthetase long chain family member 6. Gene Ontology annotation, biological process: long-chain fatty acid metabolic process. The record is from RefSeq and is a predicted model, not a curated record. Gene Ontology annotation, cellular component: endoplasmic reticulum; membrane. Gene Ontology annotation, molecular function: long-chain fatty acid-CoA ligase activity. Lineage: Eukaryota; Metazoa; Chordata; Actinopteri; Osteoglossiformes; Mormyridae.
CAUCAAACACGACGCGCCUUAUAUGCCGCAACAAUGACGGCCACACGACCAUGCAGUUCCCCUGUGAAACUGUCACUGUAUCACGUUUAGUUGAGGACGUUAAUCCGGAAACGUUGAUAUAAUUCAUUGCCAAAAAAUACAGGCAGCUGAGAAAAUAUCAACACCGAAUUUAUUUAACACCAAAAACGUUUUGAUAGCGGGCACAGGGAAUACUGAGGAGGGAGGCUCGCAGUAACCUUAGGCCGGGUAUUAUAUCUCCAGUGCUUCUCAACUAAUCUCCCACAUCGUCCCGGAGUUGCUGCAGUCGAUGCUGCAGUUUUCAGCUCUCUUACUACACGCGUUGUGUGCUGCGACAGCGACUCAAUGAAAGAGACAUGCUCGCCUUCGUUCUCGUUUCUGGGUCUAUCUGGAUUGUUUUAGAGCUGAGUUCCACUCUGAUAGAGAAGAUGCAGGCCCAGGAGUUGCUGCGCAGCUUCCAUCUCCCGGACCUGGAUGAAUUCGGCCAGUUCCUCCGCUCGCUCCCGACUUCCGCCCUGGUGGGCAUCGGGACCCUGGCCGCUGUGCUGGGCUACUGGCUCGCCACGCGUCCCCGUGCCAUCACGCCUCCGUGUGACCUCCAGCGGCAGUCGGAGGAAGUGCAGCACGAGGACGGGGCGCGCCGGUCUAUGCUGGGAGACAGCCCCAAGCUACUGACACACUACCACGAUGAUGCCAGGACCAUGUACGAGGUUUUCCAGAGAGGCCUGCGUAUCACUGGUGACGGCCCUUGCUUAGGCUCCCGGAAACCGAAUCAGCCCUACACAUGGCUGUCCUACAAAGAGGUCAUCCUCCGGGCUGAACAGCUUGGGUCGGGGCUUCUGCACCUGGGCUGCAGGCCGAAGCCGGACCAGUUCAUCGGGGUGUUUGCGCAGAACAGGCCGGAGUGGAUAAUUGCGGAGCUGGCCUGUUACACCUACUCCAUGGUCGUUGUGCCUCUUUACGACACCUUGGGACCAGAUGCUAUUCGCUUUAUCAUCAACACUGCGGAAAUUUCCAUAGUCAUCUGCGACAAGCCGGAGAAGGCGCAGGUUCUGCUGGGAAACGUGGAGCGGCAGGAAACUCCCGGGCUGAAGAGGAUCCUCCUCAUGGAGCCCUUUGACUCCCUCCUCGUGGAGCGCGGCGAGAAGUGCGGCGUGCAGAUCCAGGCCCUGACGGAGGUGGAGGCCCUAGGCAUGGAGCACCACCGGAACCCUCUGCCGCCCCAGCCGGAAGACUUGUCCAUUGUUUGCUUUACCAGCGGGACCACAGGAAACCCGAAGGGAGUGAUGCUGACCCAUGGGAAUGUUGUGGCAGAUUUCUCUGGCUUCCUGAAAGUCACUGACAAAGUCAUUUUUCCCAACCAGGAUGAUGUCCUGAUAUCCUUUCUACCCCUCGCUCAUAUGUUUGAGCGCCUUAUCCAGUCUGUCGUUUACUGUCACGGGGGUCGGAUCGGAUUCUUCCAAGGAGACAUCCGGCUUCUCGCAGAAGACAUGAAGGCCCUGAGGCCGACCAUCUUUCCCGUGGUGCCCCGGCUGCUUAACCGCAUGUAUGACAAGAUCUUCAGUCAGGCUAAGCAUCCAGUCAAGCACUGGCUGCUCAACUUUGCAGCCCAGAGGAAAAGCGCGGAAGUUCGGAGCGGGAUCAUCCGCAGCGACAGCGUGUGGGACAAGAUCUUCUUCAGCAAGAUCCAGGCCAGCCUGGGCGGACGGCUGAGGAUGAUCGUGACGGGAGCUGCCCCCACCUCCCCGAUCGUGUUGGGUUUCCUCAGAGCUGCACUGGGCUGUCAGGUGUACGAAGCCUACGGUCAGACUGAGUGUACGGCAGGCUGCACCUUCACCACACCCGGGGACUGGACCUCAGGUCACGUUGGGGCUCCCCUGCCCUGCAGCUUGAUCAAGCUGGUGGACGUACCGGAAAAGAACUACUUUGCAGCGAAGGGAGAGGGAGAGGUGUGUGUGAAAGGACCGAACGUGUUCAAAGGCUACCUCAAAGACCCCGCGAAGACGGCCGAGGCUUUGGACUCGGGGCAGUGGCUCCACACGGGAGACAUCGGCAAAUGGCUGCCUAAUGGCACGUUGAAGAUCAUUGACAGGAAGAAGCACAUCUUCAAGCUGGCCCAGGGGGAGUACAUCUCCCCAGAGAAGAUUGAGAACAUUUACAUUCGCAGCGAGCCAAUCGCACAGCUGUACGUGCAUGGAGACAGUCUGCAGUCCUGUCUCGUGGGCAUCGUGGUUCCCGACCCGGACAUGUUUCCUGCCUGGGCUAAGCAAAAGGGUUUUGAUGGUUGCUAUGGAGACUUGUGCAAAAAUGCGGAGCUGAAGAAGGCCAUUAUGGAGGACAUGGUGCAGCUUGGGAAGGCCAGUGGGCUCCACUCAUUUGAGCAGGUCAAAGACAUAUACCUUCACGGCGAGAUGUUUUCCAUCGACAACGGCCUGCUGACGCCCACAUUGAAGGCUAAGAGACCAGAGUUGAAAGAGUUUUUCAAGGACAAGAUCGAGGAGCUGUACAGCAACAUAUCCAUGUAAAUCCCAUGAAAUCAACGCCCUGGUUUGUCGGACCUUUAGCGGUGUUGCUGACCACGAACCGUUUGCCCUUAAUUCCUCGUCAGAACUCAGAUAAACAAAAUUAAAUCGGUAAAGGACCACGAUGGAGGAAGCGAUACGAUUCCGUGUUUUUUUUUUUUUUCCACAUUCAUCAAUUAGCAUGGCUUUCGGUGUGCAUGUCAGGAACAGCAAAGCUAAGGCCAGGUUAGACCUGUGUGCAGAGAGUGAUAACUGGACCCUGAGCAAUCCGACUACCCCCCCCCCCCCCCCCGCCGUUUUUUUGGGCACUGACCAAAACGUCACCAUUGCAAAUCCAUAAAUAGCUAUUCUAAAUACAUCUUUGCAGAUUCCUCCCUGUGAGCUUACAAUAAGAGAAAGUCGAAAAGCAGGAGAGAUUAGACUCGGAGCGGCACGUGCUUCGACCUUAGCUGAUAGAGCUGAGUUUGUCUAUGCCUGAGUUCUCAGGCGUGUCUCUGACGUUUUCUUGUGGCCCAGUUCUGCUGGUUCCCCUGGGCUGCAACAAAACUGUGAAAAGCGAAUCCAGCAUCAAAUCGCAAACUUGGGUUAAUGUCGAUUUUUGUACUGUUGCAUUCAUUCCGACCCAAAGUAUUACUAUUUAUUGUUCAUGCACACUCAUGCAUAUAUAUGCAUAAUAAUAAUAUCAGAAUUUAAUAUAUUGGCAUUGGAUUGAAUGGAUUUUUGUGUGUAGUGAGAGGAAUUGUAAUCAUUGUCUGGUGACAGAGAGUGUCGGCACCACAAAACUGUAUGUCGCAUCUACGGAAAUGAAGGCACAUUAAAUCAAAGCCUGAAAUAAUGUCAGGUGAUUUUGAAUCUA